Molecule: messenger RNA, 849 nt
Organism: Nannizzia gypsea CBS 118893
Lineage: Eukaryota; Fungi; Ascomycota; Eurotiomycetes; Onygenales; Arthrodermataceae
Exons: 2
Coding region: 1-849 (282 amino acids)
Source: RefSeq, a predicted model, not a curated record
AUGGAACCGAAUAGGGAUAGCUCGGAUGACUUAGCUACGGAGCUGGCUGGUCCAGUACGUAUCCUAGUGCAGACAUUCACUCAUCUUAUUCCCGGAAAAGGAUACUAUGAUAAGCGUAACUUCAUGUUAAACAGAAUGUGCCAGAAGCAUUGGAACUGUGACUGGGAACCUAGAAAGCAUAGAUGGAAUUGCCAUGGUACUGAUUUUGCUUUUGACAACCGCCGAUGCUACUUUCUCAUCGACUAUGGCGAAGCGUCCGACGAUACAGAUGUGCCUAUUCUAUCAUAUGAGUGGACAGGGCAGUCUCUUGAAAGCAAACCGGGGUUAGCUCAAGCCUCUAAGGUACAACACAUACUCCGAAAGUACUAUCCAUUUUCUGGUCCGCCUCCUAAAAGUCAGAAGGAAUGGACCUUCUGCGAAUCCGUUAAGUCGUUCCUUCACCAGGAAAUGGGUUUUUCAAACAAAGAGCUCAAACAUAUCCAGGAGCACCCAGAAGACGCAAAGUGGCUUCAGAAGAACUUGGAGCCUAGAUUUUGGGCUGAAAUUGAGAAACAGACCAAGUAUAUGGACGAAACAGAGAGGCUUAUUGCAGCCGGAAUACUGAAACCACCGAUGGGACCCAUGUCUAAGGAAUUAGAUGAUCACCCACCUGAGGGAGUACCGAUUCCACCAAGCGAAGCUGAGAAGUAUCAAAAACUAGCACAAGAGCUAGGGAGACCGGUUGGGGAGUUAAAUGUUCCAUGGAGGGAGUGGAAGAAAUUCGAUGAGUAUAACUCCAACGCAGUGACACAAGGGCGCGAAUUUAUGUCGUGGGAGGAGUGGGAAAGGAAAAUCCAGAAAGAAGAAUAA